Tetrapisispora phaffii CBS 4417 is the source of this 456-nucleotide messenger RNA. RefSeq names its product multiprotein-bridging factor 1 (gene MBF1). Gene Ontology annotation, cellular component: nucleus. The transcript has a single exon. The record is from RefSeq and is a predicted model, not a curated record. Gene Ontology annotation, molecular function: DNA binding. The coding region runs from base 1 to 456 and encodes 151 amino acids. Lineage: Eukaryota; Fungi; Ascomycota; Saccharomycetes; Saccharomycetales; Saccharomycetaceae.
AUGUCUGAUUGGGAUACUAAUAUUGUCAUUGGUUCUAAGGCCAGAGCUGGUGGUUCCGGUCCAAGAGCUAACGUUGCUAGAACUCAAGGUCAAAUUAACGCUGCAAGAAGACAGGGGUUAGUUUUGUCAGUGGACAAGAAGUACGGUGGUAGUAAUGCCAAGGGUAACAACGAGGGUCAACGAUUGACUAAGAUUGAUAGAGAAACUGAUAUUGUUAAGUUGCAAAAGCUGGAUCCAGCUGUCGGUAGAGCUAUUUCAAAGGCUAGAACUGAGAAAAAAAUGUCACAAAAGGAUUUAGCUACGAAGAUAAAUGAAAAACCAACUGUUAUCAACGACUAUGAAGCCGCCAGAGCUCAACCAAACCAACAGGUUUUGGGUAAAUUAGAAAGAGUUUUGGGUGUCAAAUUGAGAGGUAAAGAUAUUGGUGCUGCAUUAGGUGGUCCAAAGAAGAAGUAG